This is a messenger RNA of Pezoporus occidentalis (night parrot), 2295 nucleotides long. It is a transcript of the gene GPR137C, whose product is annotated as G protein-coupled receptor 137C. The record is from RefSeq and is a predicted model, not a curated record. Gene Ontology annotation, biological process: positive regulation of TORC1 signaling. Gene Ontology annotation, cellular component: lysosomal membrane. The transcript is spliced from 7 exons. NCBI's taxonomy places the organism in Eukaryota, Metazoa, Chordata, Aves, Psittaciformes, Psittacidae. Bases 102 to 1304 code for a protein of 400 amino acids.
CCUUUGUUGCAUGGGGGUGUCCAGCCGGGGCUGAGGGGCGGGGCGGGCGCGCGCGGCGACCGUUGGCGGGCCGUUGCCUCUCCGCUGCCUCCCGCUGCCCCAUGAGCGCGACGGCGGCGGCGGCCCUCGCCGAGGGGGCGGCCCUGGCUGAGGGGGCUGCCGUGCCCUACGCCGUGGAGCUGGGGCUGACCGUGCUCCACACGGCGCUCUACGCCGCCCUCUUCCUCUUCGCCUACCUGCAGCUCUGGCUGCUCCUCUACUACCGGGAGCGGCGGCUGAGCUACCACACGCUCUGCCUCUUCCUCUGCCUGCUCUGGGCAGCCCUCAGGACCACCCUCUUCUCAUUCUACCUGCAGAACUCCCUGCAGGCCCUCCGCCUCCAGCAGCCUUUCGCCCACUGGCUUCUUUACUGCCUGCCCGGCUGCCUGCUCUUCUCCAGCCUCUGCCUCCUCAACCUCUAUUUCGCUGAGGUCAUAUUCAAAGUGAAAUGUGCAGCUGAUUUCAACAAGUACAAGGUCCUGUUGUAUCUGGGCUCCAUAUUUACCAGCCUCUUCUUCUUAGUUGUGAACUUAACUUGUGCAAUGUUAAUCCAUGGUGAGGUUCCAGAGAACCAGCUGAGGUGGAUAGUCCUUGCCCGUGCCCUAGUCAACGACAGCCUCUUCAUCUUCUGUGCCAUCUCACUGGCUUGCUGCGUGUGCAAACUAGGGAAGAUGUCUUCAGCAAAUGUCUACCUCGAGUCUAAGGGAACAUCUGUCUGCCAGGCUAUUCUUGUGGGAUCUGUAGUUGCUCUUCUAUAUUCCUCAAGGGCUUGCUAUAACCUGGUAGCUGUGGCCAUAUCUCCAGACAAUGUUCCUGGGCCUUUUAAUUAUGGCUGGGACAACCUUUCAGACAAGGUGCAUGCAGAAGUGAGCAGUGAAGAGUAUGUGGUGUUUGGAGUGGUCCUCUUCCUCUGGGAGCUGAUGCCAACAACUUUUGUGGUGCUGUUCUUCCGGGCUCAGAGACUCAGUCAGAACUUGACUCCAGCGGGGAUGGUAAAUAGUCAUAGUUACAGCUCCAGAGCCUACUUCUUUGACAAUCCGAGGCGCUACGACAGCGAUGAUGACUUGUCCCGGCUUGGGGCCAGAGAAGGAGGCUUGGCCACCCCUCAGUGCUCGGGCUGCUAUGGGUCCCUGGCUGGGAAUGACAGCUACAUGGUGGGUCCACAGCUCAGCGGGACUGCUGCAGACAGUGCCCCCUUGCUCGUUGCUGCAGGCGGUUCGGAGAUGAAUAAUCACCAUAGCCCAUAUGCUGCACCACAGAAAUGAAGAGGCUGCAAGGUCCCUCUCUUCCCAGAAGUGGCAUUCAUGUAUAGGAUUGUAACCUGGUUUUCUCUUUCCUUCUUCCUGAAGCAUUUAAUUCAUCGACACAAACAUUCCACUACCUGCUGCAGCUGUGAGCAGGACUGAGCCUAUGGCUGCAUGCAGUAAGCAAGAGAACUGUGACUUUAAGGUACCAUGUAGCAAAGUGAAGCUGAACUUUCUGGAAGCUUUUUCUUGGUCUGGUCUUCAAGAUGUUGGCAGCUAAAUGCACCAGAGCUUCCUCACUAGAAAAGAAACAUCAAAUGCAUAUUUGCACUUUUAUCUGCACACUUGGAAGGAACGAAUCUUGCUCAGACUGCUUGGUCUGAGACUGUUCUAGUUACUCUUUUAAUUGCACAUCCAUAGCUGGGAGAGGCACUGUCUUCCUGCAAAGACGUGUUCUGUGAAGUACUCUGCAUCCUGACUCACUUGGGAGCAUGAAGCUCUGUUUACUGAGUGUGUUGUGGGCAGAGCCUCCUGCUGUGAGUGUUGAAGCAUACUGUGCCAUAUUCACACCUGGCCAGGGCUGGUGUGACCAGGCUCAGUGGGGUCUUGCCUCCCACUGCUGGUCCUAGUUUCACCUGAUUGCUGAACUGUCCUACCUAGGACUGUGGAUUCAAAGCUGAGCUCAAAGCACAUCCUAGUGGAGGCCUAUGAGGAUGAGGUCUAGUGUUCCUAGUGGCAUUAUGAUCACCAUGUUGUUAAUCAACCCACUAGCUUAUGGGAAAGGAAGAGGGCUGGCUCGGAUGGUAGCUGCUGUCAAGUGAGGGGACAAAACUUUAUAGGCUGCUGCCUUCACAGGGAAAGCUUAGAGCUGGCUUGGCAAGAGUGUGUGGCCCAAAGCACAUGGAAAAAACCUGGGCUGCUUGAACUCCUGGAUGGUGGGAGCAGCUCUGCUCCCCCUCUUCUCCACCCACAGUGGGGCUCCCCUUUUCCUCCCCCUCAGUAUUAAAUUGCA